UGCUUCACUAGCCUACUGCUGCUGCGUACUGUACUUACGACUCGCUGGUGAGGCGACCAAAUGACUCAAUACAUUUGGUAGCUAGAGUACGGCACUUGUGGAUAUACAUUAGCUACGAUAUCUCAGAAAUAUGUAUGUAUUUUUCAGAAAAUUACAUUUAUGACUUCGGGUAGUUAAGUUAAAUAUCUUGCAACUGCGUCCUUGUCUUAGCAAAUCAGAGGCAUUCAGUUGCUUUGUCGGAAGGCAGCACGAGCGCGUUGGUCUGGUGUGGCUAGCAACACAGCCAUCUAGCUAACUGUUGUUAGCAUUUUAUUUGUAUUAACAAACAAACUAGCUAAUUUUGUGAAACCAGUCUGAGGUAAACCUCUAGACAGGUGUGACUGUGGAGAUGUCCAAGGCUCCAGAUUCCCCUGCACGGUCCCGCUCCAGAUCAAAGUCCCGGUCCAGAUCCAGGUCUUACACACGGUCUCGCUCGAGAAGCCGCUCCAGAUCCAGGAAGCACCGCUACAGUUCCAGGUCUCGUUCCCGUUCCAGAUCUCACUCUCCGUCCCACGGCAGGAACUAUCCCACCAGAGACUACCAGAACAACCAGGGUUACCAGGGUUACCAGAGAGGCUACAACCGCGGCUUCCGCAGACCCUUCUACUUCCGUGGUAGAACCCGGGGCUUCUACCCUCGCCGUGGUUACCAGAGAGGAGGGAACAGCUACGGCUACAGAGCCAACAACUGGCGGGGGGGGGGCUACCGGGACGGGCCACACCGCGACCAGGAUCACCACGGUCCGCACAGCCCCAGGAGAGGCCGCUCACGCUCCCGCUCCCGCACUCCUAGGAAACGCUCGGGCAGCCGCAGCCACUCGCGGUCUCGAUACUCUGACCGCUCGUCCUCCAGGGGUUCCCGGUGGUCUCGGGGGCGCCACAGCUCGUCUCGCUCCCGCUCCUCGUCCCCGCGGCAUCACCGCAGCAGCCCUAGCUCGGGGAAGCCUGGCUCCAAGGAUGUAAAGGACAGGGCUACGCCAGCAGAGGUCAAGGGGGAGAGAGGAGAAGGGGCUGUGGAGCAGGCAGGAGGAAAGGGGGGAGAGGGCAGUAGUCAUGAUAAGACCUCUGCUGGGAAAUGGCAGGGUCUGAGUGACUAUGACACCAGCCCCAAACGCAGCAGUCCCACUGUUGGUGCCAACCAGGAAAAAUCAGAACCCAAAGGGCCGUUGUGGAGAACCAUCGGCAGCACUGGCAGUGCUCCCUCCACCAACAGCCCACCGGGCUCCACCAAGGCCGGGCCGACCGCCUCCUUCAGCGGGUUUGGCUUCCUUGGCAAGGAGGAUCCCACCAGGGCAGACGAUAAGAUUGCCAUUUCCUCUGCUUUCAAAAAGUUCUUGGCAGAAAACAAGAGCAAAAAGCAGCAGCAGGCGGCGGCAGAGUGGGAGAAUGGCCGGGACAGGGACCAGAGCACCACGGACGGAGACGGCAGAGAGAAAGUCAAGAGCAGGACUAGCAGUGGCCUCUUUAACAUAACAGCAGCCUCCUUCAGCUCCAAGGCUGAUAAGUCCCUUCCCUUCCUGGACAAAGCUGAAGAGGCCUUCCUCAAGUCUCAGGCUGCAGGGAGAGAGAGAGAGAGGGAGGUGGAAGAGGAGGCCAAGCCCAAAGGAGCCACCCUGACGACACGGGACGUGUUUGGGAAGUGGGAAGACGAGCCCCAUUACUACCUUCCAGGGAAGGACGAGGAGAGACUGAGAGACACGGCCGAAGACGUGGAGGAAGACCUGGAGCACAUGGAGGAGGAGCUCUACCGCAGCCGCAAGCAGGCCUCCAAGAAAGAAGAGAAGAAGAAGAAGGAGAAGAAAGACAAGGAGAAGAGCAGUAUGUCCCCAGCCACAGCAACCAUGGUCCCUAGGGGUUCAGGGAGCAGGGAGAAGGACAGGCCCCUGGCCCUGUUCCCCGUCACUAGGGUGGAGUCACCCCUACCCAGGCCCUCUGGAAAGAGGGAGGACUUUGAGCUUAGUAUCAACUCCUUUGACAAGAUGGCCAGCUGCUCUGGAGGUCUGACCAGGGAGCGUGGUAUGUCCAGGGAUCUGGUGCAUCCCACUAAGAAAGAUCAUGGAGAGUUCCGUUCCAUCUUCCAGCAUAUUCAGGCUGCUCAGCUCAGACGCAGCCCCUCGGAGCUGUUUGCGCAGCACAUUGUCACCAUUGUGCACUACAUCAAAGCCCAACAUUUCAGCUCUUCAGGCAUGACUUUAAGUGAGCGAUUUGCCAUGUACCAAAGAAAAGCCGCUGAGAUGGAAUUGAUGAAGCCAAGGAAGAGUCCAGAAAUCCACAGGAGAAUCGAUGUCUCCCCCAGUGCGUUUAAGAGACACUCUCACCUGCUAGAGGAGCUGGAGGACUGCAGCUACAAGGAUCAGGGUAAAAAACCUAAAGGUGACCCAAUGGACCUACGUCUGGAUAUAGAGCGCCGAAAAAGGUUUACUGGGAAGGAGCCUGGGCAGCACAAACGUGACGGGGGCAAGGGCUCCGGAGGCUCCCGAGGACCCAGCCAAGAGGGGUCCUCCGAGAAAUCCGCCAAACGCCACAAGAAAUCCAAAAAAACCAAAAAGAAGCGUGAUCGCUCUCCAUCCUCCUCCUCUUCCUCCUCCUCUCCCUCUCCCUUCAGAGGAGGGUUCAGAGGUAAAGACCACAUGAUGGGGGAGGAGGUGGAGCACAUGGACCAGGGCUACAGUAAGCCUCGCUUCGGGCCCCGGGACUAUGGAGGCCCCAUGGAUAGGGGUCCCCCCCGGGACUACGGAGGCCCAAUGGAUAGGGGUCCCCCCCGGGAUUGUGAUGGCCACAUGGACAAGGGUCCCCCCCGGGAUUAUGAGGGCCACAUGGAGAGGGGUCCCCCCCGGGAUUAUGAGGGCCACAUGGAUAGGGGCCGGGGACGUGGAGGAGGAUUUCUCCCCAGAGUGAGAGGAGGUGGAAGGGGCUGGAACAGGGGCAAUUACCAAGGAAACAACAACAGCAACCCCCCUCCUAAUAUGAGCAACGCCCCCCCAGAACGCCCGCCAGACGAGGAGUGGGACCCAGAGUACACUCCUAAGAGCAGGAAAUAUUACUUUCAUGAUGACCGAGAGGGAGAGAAGACGUGGCUGGAGAGCCGUGGCCGGGGCCGAGGGGCAUUCCCCCGCAGCAGGGGACGCUUCAUCUACCGCAAGGGGGGCAGCAGCCCCAACAAGUGGACUCAUGACAUGUUCCAGGGGGACGGGGAGGAGGGGGGUGAGCACGGGGAGGAGCACCACACAGAGAUGGACCAGAAAGACAACAUCCAGGCCGGAGACCCCUCAGCAUCCAAGCUGGAGUAGACCCUCCUCCAUCUUCUUCCUCUGCCAUCUUCCUCCAGAGCUUUCUGUCCAUCUGUUUGUUAGAGGUCAUCUGAUUAUCUGCCGUCAUCUCUGUGUAAGCUAGAAGAGCCUAAACCCUGGCUACCUGCCCUGCACAUAGUCAGUCACAGCAUCAGAAUGUACACGGUCGUUUUCGUAUUGACUCGAGCCACUUUCAGUAAGGGUUAUAUGGGAUAACUUUUUUUAAUUGAACUUGAAUUAAGGGGUGAGCUAUUUUAAUUACUACCAGUAAUUUGUCUUUGUUUCUGGGUGUUUGAUAUGUAAAGAUGCGCUUUGUUUGUCUUUUGUCUGUAUUUGCUUGUUUGUGUUACGAACAAUAGCAGACUGGUUUCCAAUCGUCUCCUGUGGGAUAUACUACAAAGCAGGAUAAAGGAGUUGGUAAGCUAACUUGCCUAAGUAUUAUGAAAUAACUUUUUUAUAUAUUUUUGGAGUCAAUUAGACCAUGCCCAGAUUGAAAUAGGCAUGGUCUAAUUGACUCAACAACC
Messenger RNA from Coregonus clupeaformis (lake whitefish), 3852 nucleotides. It is a transcript of the gene thrap3b, whose product is annotated as thyroid hormone receptor associated protein 3b. Bases 389 to 3328 code for a protein of 979 amino acids. Lineage: Eukaryota; Metazoa; Chordata; Actinopteri; Salmoniformes; Salmonidae. The transcript has 11 exons. Gene Ontology annotation, molecular function: DNA binding; transcription coregulator activity. Gene Ontology annotation, biological process: positive regulation of transcription by RNA polymerase II. Gene Ontology annotation, cellular component: mediator complex. The record is from RefSeq and is a predicted model, not a curated record.